GCGCUAUGCACACGGCCGACAGAGCUCAUCAGCUUCAGCGUCGCCCAAUGCAGAAGAGUCUCGCUCAUUCUCCAACACUUCACUCCAGCCGCACGUGCAUUGUCCGCCCUAUAUUGAUCACCACUACACACAGCCAACCACGCAAUGCAUCCGUCGCUGAACCUCGAGGCCCUGUGGCCAUCGCCGCCCAGAUGUGCGCUGCCGCCGCGACGCAGUCGCAGCUUGCGCUCCUCUUUGGCUCGCGCAGUGUUCCCACGCGUAAUGGAGUUCAAGGUCAUCUCGCGUGAGAGCGAGAAGCACGAGUUCAUGCCUGUCGUGUACCUCAUCGACCGAUCUCCCGCCUGGCGUCGCCGCGUACCAUCGUUCGUGGAGACGGCAAUCGUGGAGGACUAUAUUACGCCACUCGUAGCCAAGAUCCCAGACCCCGCCAAUGCCGCCGAUAUGACGCGAAUCUUAGCCGAUGUGCGCAAGGAGAUGGAGAAACGCGCCAAUCUAAUUGAUGAGACGCAGUUGGACGGCGUCAGUACCACUGAAAGAGACUACAAGAUGGGAGUGUUUGUGGAUUUUGCCCCCACGCCCAGCAAUCCAGGCAAGGCGCCGCUUAACCGCGUUGUAUUCCAGAUCGCCACCGCUUUACGGGCAGCUUCCUACAGACGCGCACUCGUAGUACCCGUUGCAGUUCACUACUGCUCAGCCGCUACCUUCCUGGACGUGCGACGCUACACAGGUAUCCGCUAUGGCGCUCCAGUGUUGCUUGAGGAGCGUGAAGUGGCGAUCUUUGGAGAGGAUCCGACCGAGUUCACACAGCAUUUCAGUGCUCGCCUGCGCGCAUCAUUGACCAUGCCUCCACCGCCGUCCGUCGCCCAGAUUGAGAUGUUGCGCUUGACACGCACGCUGCACGUCUACUGCGCCAAGGUCGUACACGACGACUGCUUCUCCCGAAGACAGCGCGCUUCCAUGAACGAAGAGAUCAUGCAGAUCCACUUCCGUACAUCCAACCAUCCCGAUAUGCACGAACUGAAACGCAAGAUGAUGAAAUAUUGCGCCACACUGAAGCACUGGAAGCUCCGGGACGAGGAUAUCAACUCGGCCAGCGUGCUGCUAGCCGUCGAGGAUUUGCCAAAGCACCCACUGCAUUUUGUGUGGCUUCUGGCUGCUGCGCUGCGCUUUGCAUUCAAACUACCGGGUCGUCUCUUCUUAGCGAGCGCAUGUGACCUCAUUUAUCGCUUCCCACCGCGUAAAUCUCACAACAGAUCGCUCCCACUUGGUGCAGCAGCAGUUAAAGCAGCAUUGGGCUGUCUUGCACUUGGUGUGUUGGUCCGUGUAGUCCCGUCCAGCUCGCUUGGGUGGCUCUUUGCAGUGUUGGUAGGGCUUGUGCUUAUCGUGGACGCAGCUACAGCCCACACCGCCGCAGCGGAUGUUCAGCAUUUGACUCAACACUGGAAGAAGCUCCAAUUUUACGUCAUGGAUGCCGAUGAAUGGACACGAUUGAAGGAAACUCGCGCCGUGUUGGCACGUAGUAUCCACGACAUUGUGGCUCGCUAUAUGUGCACUGACCUGCCCCCGCCAGUGUUGCAGGAUGCGUCCAAGUCUGCCGCCUCACCGACUUCCGCCCUUCUGGACAACGACGAAUACACGCUGAACGCGCACCACAAAAUAUUUAUUAACGCGCCGCGCUCGUUCCCGCUGUCCUUUGCUGCCAAGUUGAAGGAUUUCGAGACAGCUCGUCGUGUUAUUUACGCGCCUAAGAUGCUGCGCGACGAAACUUGGCGUAACAUUUACGAGACGUUAGCGCCUGGACACCUCCGUUUCCGUGUACUUCUGGCUGAUAAUAAGGGCGAUAAACUCCCUAUGGACGAGCUGCUAGCCACGCCUUUCUUCGGAGCUGUGCUGUCUGCUUAUAUCCUCUACAAGACUCGCCAUUCAGACGGUGACAGCUCGACCUCGAGUUCCAGUGGUGACGAUAAUGGUCACAUGAUGAGCGAGGAGGUACAACAGGAGCAGUCUCGCUAUAGUCAGAGUGAACAGGAUGUGGACGAGAAAGAACUCGGAGGAUAUAGCUCGAUCCAGGAAAUUAUUGAUGCAGCUCUGCAGAUGGCACAAGAUGAAGAGGAAUUGACUGAGUAAGAUGAAUGGAACACUGUACGAAAUACAAACUCGACUGUUGAAAUGUUCAUGUUGAAGUGGUUGAAGUAAUUCACUGCUGUUGGAAUAGUGUGCACAAACAAUCUGUAGAAUGACUACAGCUUUCCUUGAGCUCUGCUAGGCACGGGAAUCGCUGGCUCGUACAAGU
This is a messenger RNA of Phytophthora nicotianae INRA-310, 2293 nucleotides long. RefSeq lists its product as hypothetical. Bases 145 to 2127 code for a protein of 660 amino acids. NCBI's taxonomy places the organism in Eukaryota, Oomycota, Peronosporomycetes, Peronosporales, Peronosporaceae. The record is from RefSeq and is a predicted model, not a curated record. The transcript has a single exon.